Molecule: messenger RNA, 2456 nt
Organism: Podarcis raffonei (Aeolian wall lizard)
Lineage: Eukaryota; Metazoa; Chordata; Lepidosauria; Squamata; Lacertidae
Product: vomeronasal type-2 receptor 26-like
Exons: 5
Coding region: 1-2400 (799 amino acids)
Biological process (GO): G protein-coupled receptor signaling pathway
Cellular component (GO): membrane
Molecular function (GO): G protein-coupled receptor activity
Source: RefSeq, a predicted model, not a curated record
AUGGUGGUUUUAGUGGUCUUGCUGCUGAAACUGAUUUCUUACAAUGCAUGUCAGGCUCGCAUAGUAAAAUGCAGGCUCCAAAGUCCACACCGUCCACUUCAAAUGUAUCAUCAGCCAGGAGAGUUCCUCAUUGGUGGCAUUGUUUUCCAUGGUGGCUUCAUCUCCUCUCCAGCAACAUUCACUGAGGAACCCCCACCAGCGCUGCCUGAAGAGCUUGUGGUGGUGCCUAAGCUUUACCAGCACAUCUUGGCCUUGGCAUUUGCAGUCAAGGAGAUCAAUGAAGACCCUCACAUCCUACCCAAUAUUACCUUGGGCUUUAACUUAUAUGACAGCUAUAACAAUGCAAGGAGCACGUAUCUCGCCACACUGCUGCUUUUAUCCAUGGUGGAGAAAUUUGUCCCAAACUAUAUAUGUGAUGUUGAAAAUAAUCUGGUUGCUGUCAUUGGGGGACUUGAUUCUGAAAUUUCCUUUUAUGUGGCAACAGUUUUGGAUAUCUAUAAGAUUCCACAGCUCAUUUAUGGCUCUGCUCCAGUGAUGAAUGAUAAAAGCCCAGGGCUUCCCUUCUACCAGAUGGCAGCCUCAGAAGCCCUUCAGUAUGAGGGAAUUCUCUCUUUGCUUCUGCAUUUCAGGUGGACGUGGAUUGGAGUCAUUGCAAUGGACAAUGAAAAUGGAGAAAGAUUUGUGCAAACCAUUUCCCAAAUGUUUACCAAGAGUGGUGUCUGCUUUGCAUUCAUAGAAAUAAUCCCCAAUUUUAGUUUUAUAUCUGAAAUGUAUGGCUUGCUACAACAAGCGGCCAAUAUACAAGAUCAAAUUUUUAGCAGCAAAGCUAACGUAGUGGUUGCCUCUGGAGAAUCUUUUUCCAUGGCAACUUUUAGAUGGCUUUCAUACCUAUCAGAACAUGAUGACAUGGCCAAGAAUGUAAAAAGUAAAGUAUGGAUAACAACUGCCCAGGUUGAGUUCGCUUCAUUUGUCUUUCAAAGGAGCUGGGAUUCAAGAGUAUUCAAUGGUGCUAUAGCCUUUGAAAUUCACUUUAGAAACCCACCAGGAUUUUAUCAGUAUGUUCUGCACAGAAACCCUUCCAGCACAGAUGGGGACGGUUUUAUCAGGAACUUCUGGCAACAGGCCUUUGAAUGUGUAUUCCCAGAUAUCACUUCAGACAAGGUGGAGGGGAAUAUUUGCACUGGAGAAGAGAAGCUGGAGAACCUUCCUGGGUCUCUUUUUGAAAUGAGCAUGACAGGCCACAGUUACAGCAUCCAUAGUGCUGUCUACGCCAUGGCCCAUGCCUUACAUGCCAUGUCCACAUCCAGACUCAGGCACAGAGGAAUUGCAUAUGGAGGGAGAGGGAAGAAUCCGAAUCAAGAGUUUUGGCAGAUUCAGCCUCUUUCUGUCUGUACUGAGAGAUGUCUUCCAGGAUUCAGCAAGAAAGUGAAGGAGGGACAGCCCCCUUGCUGCUAUGAUUGCAUCCCAUGUGCUGAGGGGAAGAUUGCAAACCAGGAUGAUAUGAAUGACUGUAAUAAAUGCCCAGACAAAGAAUAUCCAAGCAAGAACCGCGAUGGAUGUCUAUCCAAGGAUAUCAGCUUCUUGUCUUAUGAAGAACCUUUGGGCAUCAGUUUAGCCUGUUUCUCUCUUUCCCUUUCCUUGAUCACAGCUCUGGUACUAGGUACAUUUAUAAAACACCAUGACACACCCAUUGUCAUUGCAAACAACCGAAACCUCACCUAUGCUCUCCUCAUCUCUCUCCUGCUCUGCUUCCUUUGUGCAUUGCUCUUCAUUGGCCGACCUGAGAAGGUGACGUGCCUCCUCCGACAAACAGCUUUUGGCAUCAUCUUCUCAACUGCUGUUUCAUGCGUCCUGGCAAAAACCUGCAUGGUGGUUUUGGCCUUCAUGGCUACAAAACCAGAAUCCAGGAUGAGGAAAUGGGUGGGGAAAGGACUUGGCCACUCCAUUCUUCUUUCCUGCUCCAUAGUCCAAGCAGGCAUAUGUACUGUGUGGCUGGCAACCUCUCCCCCCUACCCAGAUGUGGACAUGCACUCUGUGAUAGAAGAAAUUAUACUAGAAUGUAAUGAGGGGAGUGUGGCCAUGUUUUACUGUGUCCUCAUCUACAUGAGCUGCCUGGCAACUGUUAGUUUUGCUGUGGCUUUCCUUGCCAGGAAGUUACCAGACAGUUUCAACGAAGCCAAGUUUAUCACUUUUAGCAUGUUGGUCUUCUGCAGUGUUUGGCUGUCUUUUAUUCCUUCCUACCUGAGCACCAAGGGCAAAUAUAUGGUGGCUGUGGAGAUCUUCUCCAUCUUAGCCUCCGGUGGUGGGCUGCUGGGCUGCAUCUUUUCCCCCAAAUGUUACAUAAUCAUUCUGAGGCCUGAGCUGAACAAUAGAGAACAGCUAAUAAGGAAGAGAAAGUAAACAAACAAUAACCUGUACUUUGCUGUAUCUUGUGCUUUUUUCUUUGUGUCCAGUUG